AUGGCUUCCUCACAACCCUUCGGCACGCGCUCCUACGCCUCCGGAAAACUCCCCGACCGAUCCAUCAACGCCAACGCCCUCCCCUUCAGCGCCUCCUCCUUCUCGCGACACCGCAGUCUCGCCGGCGCGCCCGGCGCUCCCACGGCCGGCGACUUCGCCGACCCCAAAGCCAGCCAACAGGCACCAGGUCCAUCGCAAGCACCACCGCAACCACCCAUGCAUUCACAACCCCAACAAGACACGAAUCCCUUGAAUCGAUUGACAGAGGAGCAACGCGAAGAGAUCAACGAAGCUUUCACCCUCUUCGACCUCGACCGCGACCGCCACCUCGACUACCACGAACUCCGCGUCGCCUUCCGUGCACUAGGCUUCACCCUCCCCAAACAAGAGCUCAUCUCCCUCCUAACCACCUACGGCGUCCCGCGUCCCCAAGUCCAACAACAACAGCAACAGAACGCCGGCAACCCUCCCCCACCCCAGCAACAACAGAACCGCGCGGCAGCAACUACGAACCCCCAACACCCGAGUAAUCUGCUCAUGCCACUAUCGGCCUUUCAGGCCGUCACGGCGCUGAAGAUACUGGAGCGGGAUCCGCGCGACGAGAUCCUGCGCGCGUUCGAACUGUUCGACGAAGGCGGGAAGGGAUACAUUGAUCUGGAGGACUUGAGGCGCGUGGCCAGGGAAUUGGGUGAGACGGGUCUCGAAGAGGAGGAGUUGAGGGCUAUGAUUGAGGAGUUUGAUUUGGAGGGUGUUGGGGGUGUUACGCGCGAGGCGUUCGUCGGGAUUUGUUGGCAGUGA
This is a messenger RNA of Aspergillus luchuensis, 798 nucleotides long. RefSeq names its product putative cell division control protein Cdc31 (gene cdc31). Gene Ontology annotation, biological process: spindle pole body duplication. Lineage: Eukaryota; Fungi; Ascomycota; Eurotiomycetes; Eurotiales; Aspergillaceae. The record is from RefSeq and is a predicted model, not a curated record. The transcript is spliced from 2 exons. Gene Ontology annotation, cellular component: mitotic spindle pole body; half bridge of spindle pole body. The coding region runs from base 1 to 798 and encodes 265 amino acids. Gene Ontology annotation, molecular function: calcium ion binding; microtubule binding.